Molecule: messenger RNA, 2674 nt
Organism: Phyllostomus discolor (pale spear-nosed bat)
Lineage: Eukaryota; Metazoa; Chordata; Mammalia; Chiroptera; Phyllostomidae
Gene: NR2E1
Product: nuclear receptor subfamily 2 group E member 1
Exons: 9
Coding region: 723-1880 (385 amino acids)
Biological process (GO): negative regulation of transcription by RNA polymerase II; cell differentiation; anatomical structure development
Molecular function (GO): zinc ion binding; RNA polymerase II cis-regulatory region sequence-specific DNA binding; nuclear receptor activity
Source: RefSeq, a predicted model, not a curated record
GAGCGCUUCUGGAGAUAUUACAGCGGACCCAGCCCGCCGCGACGAGCACAAAGUCACGGGGUAAUGAACUUCUGGGACCCUAUGCCGCUCAGAGAGCGGCUCUCCCGGGAAAUCAGGACCUGGCCGCCUGUUCCUUCGGAAGACUUCCCGGCAAUCUAGUUUUCCCACAACGCGCUCGGGUUUGGGCAGCGCCGAGCCCAUCUGCCUGAGACUGCGGUUGUGUUUUCCUUCUUUCUUUAGAAGACCAGCGGUCUGUAGAGAUCUGUCCACACUCUUCGUGCUUAAUGUAGAGGGAGAAACUGAAGACUGAGAGACAGGAAUGGGGAAAGAGAGGGAUUUUGCCAUUCUUGCUCCGUAGGAAGACCAUUCCCGUGUCUCCAUCUCUGUCCUUCAAUACCCCUCUCUUGUUCUCCCUUCUUUCGGUCUGCUUGUCCGCCUCUCCAUUUGUUUGUUCAUGCGUGUGUCCCUAUCAAGCAACAUUCCCAGCAGCUGCAGUUUUGCAAGAGCCGGGAAGAAACUUAAGGAUGCUUAAAUUUCCACUGUGGAACGAAUUCUGAGCUCCCGAGGAGCAGCGCAGAGCGCGAUCGACAUCCACCUGUCCAGCCCGGGAGCCUCGCAGGCUGGAGGGCGGCUGGAGAGUGGCGGAGCCCGGCGGCGAGGCGGACGCUGCCGGCCGGGACUCGAGCAGCGCCCACCAACCGCUCCGCCCGGGGACCGCAAGCAUGAGCAAGCCGGCCGGAUCAACAAGCCGCAUUUUAGAUAUCCCCUGUAAAGUGUGUGGCGACCGCAGCUCCGGGAAACACUACGGGGUCUACGCCUGCGACGGCUGCUCGGGUUUUUUCAAACGGAGUAUCCGAAGGAAUAGGACGUAUGUCUGCAAAUCUGGAAACCAGGGAGGCUGCCCUGUGGACAAGACCCACAGAAACCAGUGCAGGGCGUGUCGGCUCAAGAAGUGUUUGGAAGUCAACAUGAACAAAGAUGCUGUGCAGCAUGAACGGGGCCCUCGGACAUCCACCAUCCGCAAGCAGGUGGCCCUCUACUUCCGUGGACACAAGGAAGAGAAUGGGGCAGCCACACACUUCCCUUCUGCAGCGCUGCCCGCACCAGCCUUCUUCACCACGGUCACGCAACUGGAGCCACAUGGCCUCGAGCUGGCCACGGUGUCCACCACCCCGGAAAGGCAGACCCUCGUGAGCCUGGCUCAGCCCACGCCCAAGUACCCCCAUGAAGUAAAUGGGACCCCAAUGUAUCUCUAUGAAGUGGCCACAGAGUCAGUGUGUGAAUCAGCUGCCAGGCUUCUGUUUAUGAGUAUCAAGUGGGCUAAGAGUGUACCAGCUUUCUCCACCCUGUCUUUGCAAGACCAGCUGAUGCUUUUGGAAGAUGCUUGGAGAGAACUGUUUGUUCUAGGAAUAGCACAAUGGGCCAUUCCGGUUGAUGCUAACACUCUACUGGCUGUAUCUGGCAUGAAUGGUGACAACACAGAUUCCCAGAAGCUGAACAAGAUUAUAUCUGAAAUACAGGCUUUACAAGAGGUGGUGGCUCGGUUUAGGCAACUCCGGCUAGAUGCUACCGAAUUUGCCUGUCUAAAAUGCAUCGUCACUUUCAAAGCUGUUCCUACACACAGUGGUUCCGAACUGAGAAGUUUCCGGAAUGCUGCUGCCAUUGCAGCUCUUCAAGACGAGGCUCAGCUAACUCUCAACAGCUACAUCCACACCAGAUAUCCCACUCAGCCCUGUCGCUUUGGAAAACUUCUGCUGCUUUUGCCAGCUUUGCGGUCCAUUAGCCCAUCAACCAUAGAAGAAGUGUUUUUCAAAAAGACCAUCGGCAACGUGCCAAUUACAAGACUGCUUUCAGAUAUGUACAAAUCCAGUGAUAUCUAAUCCCUUCAAGUCCCUACUGUUCUGUAUGGGACAGUCCCCAUGGAGGACAAGCCUCAACUAACAAACCCUUCAGGAAGCAUACAUCUGGGGAUGUGGAGCCUUCAGGAAAAAAAUGUCCAUUGACACAAAACAGUUCCAGGAGCUUUGACCUGCUGCCUCACCCAGGGUAGGGCAGCCCGAAAGGAAAGGGGGUGUAACAGGACCGCCUGAGCAGAUAACGCGCUGCUGCCAUGCCCUGGGAGGGGGCCAAAUUGAGGGUUGCCGUGGGCCAUGCCACUCUGCCUCUCACCUGGAAGAUCUCUCUGAACAUCAUAUGCUGAAACACAAGUAGAACUUUCUUUUCCUUUUUAGCACAUAAAGUUGGGUAACCAAAUAUAGCUCUGUGCGUAACACCAUGCAGCAGCCCUUAGAACCAUCUUAUGGUGGAGACUUCAUUUUAAAAACAAUGGUUAGGUUGAAAAUCAAAUGUUUUAUCAAAAGUUUCCCUUCUAUUGUAAUGCAUCAUUAAGUGACCUUCAGAACUGAAUUAAUAAGUGAAAGGUAGCUUAUGCCUUGAGAUUGGCUUUUUCGCUUUUUCCUUUCUCCUUUCUUUCGUUCUUCUUCUUUUAAUACCGUAGGCCAGGCAACCUUGUCAGAGGAAUUGGUGGACAAAAGUGAAAUUCUCACCAGGACUUCAGGUUGGAUAACAUCUCAGAAAUAGAAGAGCUUUACUAAAAGAACAGAAGGUGAGGGAGGAAGAAUAAAAACAGCAAAACCAAAUAAAGUGGAGGUGAGCGAUUGAGUGAGGCAGGUUG